This is a messenger RNA of Apis laboriosa (Himalayan honeybee), 727 nucleotides long. Its product is annotated as peptidyl-prolyl cis-trans isomerase. Gene Ontology annotation, biological process: protein peptidyl-prolyl isomerization; protein folding. The record is from RefSeq and is a predicted model, not a curated record. Gene Ontology annotation, molecular function: peptidyl-prolyl cis-trans isomerase activity. Bases 161 to 655 code for a protein of 164 amino acids. The transcript has a single exon. Gene Ontology annotation, cellular component: intracellular membrane-bounded organelle. Lineage: Eukaryota; Metazoa; Arthropoda; Insecta; Hymenoptera; Apidae.
UUGAGUUGUCUUUUAUGCAUAAUAAUAUAAGCAUAAAAUAAAAAAAUUUAGAAAUUUAUUAUUAUAUAUAAAUUUAAUUAAAAGAACAUACGUUUAUUUAAUAUUGUUCAUUAUCUGUUAUCUGUGAAUAUAAAGUGAAACUAAAGUGAUUUUUGCGAAUAUGGGGUUACCUCGUGUAUAUUUUGAUAUAUCGGCUGAUGAUAAAUCAUUAGGUCGUAUCAUAAUGGAAUUACGAACAGAUAUAGUUCCAAAAACAGCAGAAAAUUUUCGCGCCCUUUGUACGGGAGAAAAAGGUUUUGGAUAUAAAGGAAGUAUCUUCCACCGAGUAAUUCCUAAAUUUAUGUGUCAAGGUGGAGACUUUACUAACCAUAAUGGCACGGGAGGAAAAUCAAUUUAUGGAGAAAAAUUUGAAGAUGAAAAUUUUGAAUUAAAACACAUUGGUCCUGGCAUAUUGUCCAUGGCAAAUUCUGGACCUAAUACUAAUGGUUCACAAUUUUUUUUAACUACUAUAAAGACUACUUGGUUAGAUAAUAAACAUGUAGUUUUUGGUUCUGUCGUGGAUGGUAUGGGUGUAGUAAAAAAAAUUGAAAGCUAUGGUUCUCAAACUGGAAAAACUCAUCAAAAAAUUAUGAUUACUAAUUGUGGUCAACUCUAAAAUAUUUUAGUAAUAUAAUAUAUUAUAUAUAAUUUAUUUAUAAUAUAUUGUAUACAUAUAUACAUAACAUAU